Paracoccidioides lutzii Pb01 is the source of this 615-nucleotide messenger RNA. RefSeq names its product vacuolar protein sorting-associated protein. The transcript is spliced from 4 exons. Bases 1 to 615 code for a protein of 204 amino acids. Gene Ontology annotation, cellular component: endosome; retromer complex. Gene Ontology annotation, biological process: intracellular protein transport; retrograde transport, endosome to Golgi. The record is from RefSeq and is a predicted model, not a curated record.
AUGACCUCCCGUCUGGUCCUGGCCAUCGGCGACCUCUUCGUCCCAGACCGUGCACCUGACAUCCCCGCAAAGUUCAAGAAACUUCUCACACCCGGUAAAAUUGGCCAAAUCCUCUGCCUCGGCAACCUCACAGACCGCGACACCUUCGAAUUCCUCCGCCAGAUCGCCCCGGACCUCCAACUCGUCAAGGGCGACUUCGACGUGGACUCUCCCAACCUUCCGCUCUCCAAGGUCGUCACACACGGCAGCUUGCGCAUUGGCUUUACCCACGGCCACACCAUCAUACCGCCGGGCGAUGCGGAUUCCCUCCUCAUAGCGGCGCGGCAGAUGGAUGUCGAUAUCCUGCUGUGGGGAGGCACGCAUAAGUUUGAAGCGUAUGAGUUGGAAGGGAGGUUCUUUAUCAAUCCGGGGAGUGCUACGGGGGCCUUUACGACGACUGCGGGUGGGAUGGGGCAGGAUGAGGAGGAGCCCACGCCCAGUUUUUGUUUGAUGGAUGUGCAAGGUGACGUGCUCGUACUCUACGUCUACCAACUACGCAAGGAUGCCCAGGGUGCGGAAACCGUCUCGGUCGAGAAAGUGUCGUUUCGCAAACAAGCACCCUCUCCCGUUUCAUGA